Messenger RNA from Micropterus salmoides (largemouth bass), 2481 nucleotides. RefSeq names its product UPF0428 protein CXorf56 homolog. The record is from RefSeq and is a predicted model, not a curated record. The transcript has a single exon. Lineage: Eukaryota; Metazoa; Chordata; Actinopteri; Centrarchiformes; Centrarchidae. The coding region runs from base 1558 to 2235 and encodes 225 amino acids.
AGUGAAGAGCCUGCAACAUCAGCGCUCUACUGCCCUUGUGAUGGCGCCUGUGUGAACAACUAAUGACUAACUGCAAAUGUCUACAUAAAAUGUAUUUUGUACUCGUCUCAGCGUUGCAGUAAAUUGCUCUCCUUAACGUGGAUGUGCUUUGGCUUAAAGUGGUCUUACGUGUAAGGGUUUCAAGCCUCAGCAUAAAACGGGCUGUGCAGUGUAAAGUCAUCUAACACAAUGGCUCUCAAAGUGGAGUCUAGAGACCCCCCGAGGUCCUUGACGGUUCUUGGGGUGACCACCAGGAAGUACAAUUUUGGUUAUUCUAUCUGUAAGUAAAAUAACUACUAGGUCAAAGGUUUAUAUUUAAUAAAAAAACAUAAAAGCCAUCAUAAUGGGGGUCUGUGGUCUAAUUUGUGAGUUUAGGGGUCCUUGAUGUGGAAAGUUUUAAACCACUGAUCUGAAAGGGAGGCAGUAGGCUUACAAAGUUGAAACCCAAGUCCAUGUAUUAUGUCGUAGUGUUGGCUCCUGAUUUCAGUAAGGGGACAACUGAAGGGCAAACUCAAGCAUGUUAAAGAACCCUCAGUUGAACUGAGAAUAGGCCCUAUGCGCUUCAGUAGGCAUAUUGUGGUAAGACGAAAGCUGGUAUUUUUCCUCCAACCCAAAUUUCAAAACAAAGGGUCAUUUGUUAGAGCAGAAAUGUGUCGGUGGUAGCAAGUUUUGGUUCGUCGGCUGGGCCUACUUCCGGUUAAACUGCUUGUCCAAAAAUAUAAGCUAUGGAAUAUUUUAACAUGUUGUGACACCUCAUUUAUCUUGGGCCAUCAUACACAAAUUAGGGCCCCUUAUGGAAUUUGAUCUAUUGAUCACGAGUGACAUUACGUUUAUUCAUUUAGGUGACAGUUUUAUCCAAAGCACAAUUGAACCCGGGUCUCUGACACCAAAGGCAUGUGUUUUGUCCAUUGCGCUAUCACCACCAACUUCUACGGCGAGAUGAAAGGAGGCUGACUCUGUCUUUUACAUCAAUGAUGCUUGGUGCUCAAACACAUUCACAACAGACGCACACAAAAGUCAAACUUUUUAUGUGAAGAUGAAAACACAGCCACAUUAUCAUGCUGUUGACAUUCACCCCAGACGCAAAUUCAUAAAAUGCUCUAUGGAAUGGUCUGUGGAGUGUAUAGGCCUAUGUAGACUAAAUAAAUACCUGGAGCCUAUUUAUUGUUCUAUUGUAUUUUAUUUGUUUUAUAUGUCACCAUAUUUUAAUAUAACUUUAAUUAUCUGUUAGCUUGUGUAGCAUAAAGGACUACAAACUUUCUUUUCGUUAUACAACCUUGUGCUGUAUAAUAAAUAAACUCCCUGGCUUUAUUUUGAACUUGGCCUCCGCGGAACUUUCUAACCAUGCGGAACAAAAAGGGAGCACUUGUUUCUGGUAGGAACAGUGACGUACACCGGAAGUGUUGCGUUGUUUCUGUGUUCAGGAAGAAUUCCGCCCAGUGCUUUUGUCGCCAUGGCGUUUCAACAAUAGCGUUGCACUAGACGGUCCUGUUUUAUAAGACAUUUAAGUGGCUCAACAUGCCGAAGGUCGUGUCUAGAAGUGUCGUGUGCUCGGACACCAGAGACAGAGAGGAGUAUGACGACGGAGAAAAGCCUCUUCAUGUCUACUACUGCCUGUGCGGUCAGAUGGUUUUGGUGUUGGACUGCCAGCUGGAGAAGCUGCCCAUGAGGCCCAGGGACCGAGCCAGGGUGAUCGACGGGGCCAAACAUGCCCACAAGUUCUGCAACGUAGAGGUGGACGAAAACGCGUACAUCAAGAGAGCCGAGGGCAUCGAGAGACAGUACCGCAAGAAGUGCGGCAAGUGCGGCUUGCUGCUCUUCUACCAGCACCAGGAGAAGAACAAUCCGGCCACCUUCAUCGUGGACGGAGCGGUGGUCAAGUUCGGGCAGGGUUUCGGCAACACCAGCGUCUACAGCCAGAAGCAGCCGGAGGCUCCCAAGAAAGUCCGCGUGAUGAUGACCAAGCGGACCAAAGACAUGGGCAAGUUCAGCUCUGUCACAGUCUCCACCAUCGACGAGGAGGAGGAGGAGAUUGAGGCCCGGGAGGUGGCGGACUCGUACGCCCAAAACGCCAAAGUGAUCGAGAAGCAGCUGGAGAGGAAGGGCAUGAGCAAGAGGAGGCUGCAAGAGCUGGCCGAGCUGGAGGCCAAGAAGGCGAAGAUGAAGGGCACCCUUAUUGAUAAUCAGUUCAAAUAGAAGAGUCUCAAUGAGGGACGCGCUGUGACACAAUGUAAUCCUCUGAAGAUCCUCAUGCCCAGUAGUUUUUCUGUGGCGAAACAGCACUCCAGUACAUGGAGGGCAGUAUUUGGACAUAUCAGUAUAAGACUGGUGAUUUGUGUUGCCUAUUAAGAUGGUGAUGUUGUAGUGCUUUAAAUUAGUUUAAAAUGUUAUUUUGUACAACAAUUAAAAGACCAAAUGAACCUGUUUGGUAUUUUUUUCAAA